Lymnaea stagnalis (great pond snail) is the source of this 18764-nucleotide messenger RNA. Lineage: Eukaryota; Metazoa; Mollusca; Gastropoda; Lymnaeidae. The record is from the annotation of a GenBank genome assembly.
AAUUACUUCCGGGACGAUUUAAUCAAUGUUUUGGUUAGCAACAAAAUUUUUAAGGAAAUGAAGUUUUUUUUAAGUGUAAUGGCGAAUGCUGAAUAAGUGUGCGCGUCUAUUUUAAAACAUUUGUUUUUACAGAAAUGAGGCGACAAUAAGGUGAUGAGGAGGAGUAUCUAAAUGUAUGAAAAAUUGGAUUACUACUAUCACUAUCAUUAUUAUUGACAAUAAUAUUAAUAUUAUAUUAUUAUAAUCAUUGCAUUAUUAUUAUUAUAUUUAUAUUAUUGAAUAAUAUAAAUAUGAUAAUAAUAAUGCAAUGAUUAUUAUUAUUGUCAUUGUGUUUUCACUUUUCACUUUCUAAAUUCUAAAUCUAGAAGUCUAGUAGUCUAGAUAUGCGGCAAGAAAUGUCAAUGACUUGCGGACGCCCCCUUUUCCUGGCUUCAUUUCAGCCAGUACAUUUAUUUCAUGGCGAACCAAGAAACUUUAUUGAAUUGUAUCCCUCUAGACUCUAGAUAUUAUUUAUGCCAUGCAACAAGAAGUGUCAAGGACAUGCUGUUACAGUCACUUCCUUCCCUCACCUAUAACAUGUGUGCUACAGCUACACACUGUGCUGAUAAAAGUGUUAAAAUAAAGAAAAACAAUACAGUACAGAACAAUAUCUUUUUAGGUAAAUCAGGAGAAUAGUACCCGCGAUGGCCGUCAUCUUGGUUGACACAACCAGUUAAUACUGUCACUAAAACUAUCCCUAAAUCGAUCCCAAGCCUAACCUAAACCCUAAAUCGAUCCCUAUGCCUAACCUGAACCCUAAAUCGAUCCCUCUACCUAACCUGAACCCUAAUUCACUGCAACUAUAAUAAACACACAAAUGACGUCAUGGGUACCGUACUCCUGAUCAGCCUCUUUUUAUAAUAAUGAAAACUUAACUUACAAAGGACACAUUUUAUUUCAGGUGCCACCAAAAAGAAAAAAAAAAUUGUCUGAAAAAUCAUUACCCAUCAAAAGAUGCCAGAAAAUUUAGCCUCAUUUUAAAUCUCAUUUUAAAUAUUAUAAUUAACCACCCCAUUAAAUAUUAAUUUACAACAUUCCAUCUGCGUAUGAAUAUUAAAAAACAGGAAAAUGUAACUCUAGUAACAAACCAUGAAUAAACAAAAGGACAAAAGGUAGAAAAUUCUACACAGAAACUCAAAGUGGCAAGCCAAACUAAUAUUGGCCUCAAGUUGCUUCGUUGGCCAUUGGCACAUUCUCUCUCUUUCCCCACCCCAUUUUAGUAUAGGUAUGUUUGAACUCCUCUUUUUUUUUUUUUUACACGGCUGCCAUCUUGGUUGCCAUUACACUCUGCCUUCAUGGCAAUCAAGAUGGAAGCUGGGAGAAAAGAGUGGUGUGCCAAACCUACAUUACCAAUCAUUAGAUAGCCUCCACUAUUCUAGACUAAAACCCCACCCCAUUUUAGUAUAGGUAUGUUUGAACUCCUCUUUUUUUUUUUUUUUACACGGCUGCCAUCUUGGUUGCCAUUACACUCUGCCUUCAUGGCAAUCAAGAUGGAAGCUGUGAGAAAAGAGUGGUGUGCCAAACCUACAUUACCAAUCAUUAGAUAGCCUACACUAUUCUAGACUAAACUAUGACUAUUAUUAUUAUAUUCUUAUACCAUACAAUAACUUAAGUUAAAUUAGCUUUAAGCCUAAGAUGUAAAUUCAUAAUAGAAACUGAAUGAAUGAAGGCUUAGGGCUUAAAAGGCUCCUGAGCAAAGCUGAUUUGGGGGGAGGGCAUCUCAGAAUUUUUUUUGAUAAUUUCAAAAUGCAGGGAUGCAUCUUUAUAUCAAUGCUUAGUUUUGUCAACAAAAAAAAAAGGUGCCACUACUCAGGCAUGGUCAGGUCACCUAAACAAUUAACUCUGCUAAAAGGGUACUGUUAUAAAAUAGUCUUCUAAUGCUAAUGGGAAUAUUUGUAACUGCCUGAAACACAACUUAUAAAUUGUAACAUACUAACUUGAAGCAAUUACCACUCUUUUUAUUUGAUUUGAAUAUCUAUAUAGAGUGCAGUGGUGUACCUAGGUGGUUACCCUUCAAGGUUUCUUUAAUAUAUUAUUUUCCUACCAACAUUAAUAAUAGAUAGGUAAGGUCACUGAAAGAAUGGGAACAUUUUAUGAGGAGAUCAAAAUCUCAAAACUUGUUCGUGUUAGAGACAUGAAAAUGGGGAUUUAGAUUUCAUUAAAAAUAAUGAAAUGUAAGUUUUUGCAUUUUCCUUAGUGUACAUAUAUAUAUAUAUAUAUAUAUAUAUAUAUAUAUAUAUAUAUAUAUAUAUAUAUAUAUAUGUAUAUUUUUAUAUAUAUAUAUAUAUAUAUAUUUUGUGUGUAUAAAAUAUAUAUUUCUAUUUUUUAUAAUUUAGAUUUCAUUAAAAAUAAUGAAAUGUAAGUUUUUGCAUUUUCCUUAGUGUACAUAUAUAUAUAUAUAUAUAUAUAUAUAUAUAUAUAUAUAUAUAAAUAUAUAUGUAUAUGUAUAUUAUUAUAUAUCUAUUUAUAAAUAUAUUUUGUCAGUAUGAAAUAUAUAUUACUGUAUUUUAUCAUGUCCUGAAAAUACAUUCAUGAUGCAAGAAAUGAUUAAUAGAUCUGAAGUUCUACAUCUAUUUUUUAAAUACUUUGGUUUCUCAUUACUUUGCGAAAAAAUAUCAGAAAAUACUCAACUAAAAACAAUAAUUUGUAUAUUUCAGAUACAGAUUUACUGCUGAAAAAUCAAGUAUUGAGUGCAUUCUGACAAUGGAUAGUGAUGUAAGAGAAAUGUUAAAUUGUUCACUAGAAAUAGUUUAAUGAUUUCCUCUUUGGCUACUGUGCUUUCUAAAUUUUGAAUGAACUGAAUGCCAGAGAAUGAAUUUUAAAUAGUACAGUCAGAACACUCUUUAACUUCAAAACUAAUAAAUAUUUUACUUUGACUAUAAAUAGAAAAGCAAUGAAAGAAAAAUAAAUUAGAAUGCUUUUUAUUAAACAUUGCACAAUAUAUAUGUCAAUAUGGGACUGAACUAAUGAAAAUUUAAAAUAUCAGCCCAUGAUUACCUUAUUUUCAACACCCAUUGAGGGAAUUUCUAAGAAAGUCUUACUCUUAAACAGUAUAGGCAUUCUGGGAAGCUCCAAGACAAAAGAAUAAUAUAUCAGGGACUGUGUUCCACUAUAAAGCCCAUGAGCUUCAAGAGGUAGUGAAGCCUAAUUAAUGGGGAUAGCUAGUGUAGAUGUCUAUAGCUAAUGGAAUGAAGGAGCAGAAAUUAUUCUUCAGAAAAUGAUACUAUCAAAAAAUCAUUUUUUUAAAAUUUAUUUCUUACAUUAAAGGCAGAAUUUAUUUUUUAAAUGGCUAAUAAAUUUUAAUUCAUUUUUCAUUGAAUUUCAGUUAAUUGUAAAAAUGCAUUAUUUAAAAUUACAAUGAUAAUUUGUGAACUUUUGAUGGAAUUAAAAUUGUUUUGUUGGUUUAUGACUAUAAUUUUUUCUAAUUCUAUUUAUUGCAGAACCCAUUAGCUAGACUUCAGAUGGAGAAGCUUUACCAUCUGUAUGUUGAUGAACAGAUGACAAAACAUGUACCCACCUCAAAUAUUGCUUCGUAAGUUGAUGAACAUUUUACACUUGGCUUUACUAUUUUUAUGUAUUCAUCAUAUUUAGACCUUUUAUCAUAGAGAAUACCUUAUCCAGAUCCCAGAAACCAAGGCAUACAGUUACCCAGAAAAGAGGCAUACUGAUUUUAAAAAUUAGCAUUCCAAAAAUCCCCAGCGCCCCCUUAGGUAAUCCUAUGCCCCCCACCUUCCCCCCCCCCCCCAAAAAAUGUAGUAUUCACCCUUCAAAAGCUUCGACAGACUCGCAUAUUCUUUCUGUUCCCAGAACACACACUAAAACAAAUGGUGAACAAUCUUUCUCUUUCUGUGCCCCAAAACAAUGGAAUUCUCUCCCUUAAGACAUCCACAAAAGAACGACUAUCACAGCCUUUAAAACUGUCCUCAAGACCCAUCUUUUUCAACACUUAGUGAUGUUAAUGGUGCAAGCUAAUAAAUAAGCUCCAGUUUAUUGAACUAAGCUAAGAAAUAAGCAUAAGCUCCAGAUUACUGAACCAAACUAACAAAUAACCUCUAGAUUACUUAACUAAACUAAGAAAUAAUUUCCAGAUUACUGAACCAAACUAAGAAAUAAGUUCCAGAUUACUGAAACAAACUAAGAAAUAAGUGCCAGAUUACUGAACCAAGCUAAGAAAUAAGCUCUAGAUUACUGAAAUCAACUAAGAAAUAAGCUCUAGAUUACUGAAAUAAACUAAGAAAUAAGCUCUAGAUUACUGAAAUAAACUAAGAGAUAAGUUCCAGAUUAUUGAACCAAACUAAGAAAUAAGUUCCAGAUUACUGAACCAAGCUAAGAAAUAAGCUCCAGAUUACUGAAAUAAACUAAGAAAUAAGUUUCAGAUUACUGAACCAAAUUAAGAGAUAAGUUCCACAUUACUGAACCAAGCUAAGAAAUAAGUUCCAGAUUACUGAACCAAACUAACAAAUAACCUCUAGAUUACUUAACCAAACUAAGAAAUAAGUUCCAGAUUACUGAACCAAACUAAGAGAUAAGUUCCAGAUUACUGAACCAAACUAAGAAAUAAGCUCCAGAUUACUGAACCAAACUAAGAAAUAAGUUCCAGAUUACUGAACCAAACUAAGAGAUAAGUUCCAGAUUACUGAACCAAACUAAGAAAUAAGCUCUAGAUUACUGAACCAAACUAAGAAAUAAGUUCCAGAUUACUGAACCAAACUAAGAGAUAAGUUCCAGAUUACUGAACCAAACUAAGAAAUAUGCUCCAGAUUACUGAAACAAACUAAGAAAUAAGUUCCAGACUACUGAACCAAACUAAAAAAUAAGCUCCAGAUUACUGAUCAAGGCGAUUUAACAUUGAAAAACUGAUAUCACCUUGCAAAGCCCAUUUAACUCAUAAGUAACAUUUAAACAGUGAAGAAAUUUAGUUUAAAAAAUUAAAUGUCAUAUACAAAUUUCUUGAUUUAUAAUUAUGGUACUUGAAAAGUUGUGAAAUGCUGUUGUGGGAUCAAGAUAAUCAACUUUAUUUGUAAAAUGUUCAAAUAUUUUUUACACUUUUUCAUUUUAUUUUUGUUAUAAUCGUCUUUAAAGAUGUUGCGAACCUAUUAUUCUGAACAUUUAUUUCAAUGGGCUAAGAUUGUUUGGAAGGGCGGUGGAAGGGUGCAGUGGAGGUGGGUAAAAAAAGGUUUGCCUUAAAUAAAAUCAUGCUUAGCCUAAAGUUAGUGUAAGCAAUAUUAUAUUUUAAAAUAAUUAAUAGACAUUAAAAAUAUGCUUACAGACCAACAUUCUUGUUAAGAACUAAUCUAAUCAAAUAAGAAAAAGAGCAGACCAUCAAGCCAGAGCUCUUUAGGACUUCCCCAACAUAGCCCCCCUCCCCCCCAGCCCUACUAAACCUAAUCAGGCAGCAAAGCGGCAUCCUGGGAGCUCUCCGCUGCCGGGAAAGCACCACCCCCCAUCCCCUCGAUUGAGCAAGCAAGUGGGGCGUCACUGAGUAGCACCUGGCCGACUGGAGGUGCUGUUCUCACAGCACAAGCAACCGAAAUUUCUUGGAACUGUGAUGGAUAUAUUUUAAUGUCCCUAAAAACCCUUCCCAUCCGCGGUGGCAUCAGACGUCCUCUAAUAGGUUUCUACUCUGUGAAUACGUCACAUCACAGCUGGGAUUAAACAGUUGCCUAGGAAAAGUCCCUUCAAAGGCUGUAUAAUAGAAUCAUCGUCAUGGGCUGCCACAACCCACCGAUUCUUCAAACUCCAUUAACAGCAACAUUUAAUCACAUCCCGACCUUUUUAUAGUGUUAUUCUCAACUGCACUGGGUAGUUACCAUGUAGCUGUGCUCUUCCUAACGCAGAUUCCAUAUAAAACCUUUGUCUCUCAUGCGCAGGUCACCUACCUGGUGAAAUUAUGACCCAGAUAAUGCCGGGGGGGUCGGUGGCAGCGCCUCUUAAUAGACAUGCCAUAAUGGGAAUUCCCUAACCGACGUGUUGACUAGAGCCCUGGGGGAGGGGGGGGGGGGCAUUGUUAAGAUAAAACAAAUGGAUUAGUAAUUGUUGUUCAUUAUUAACUGAAAGGAUUUCAAAGCGUUUAACUGAAAUGAUUUCAAAGCGUUUAACUGAAAUGAUUUCAAAGCGUUUAACUGAAAUGAUUUCAAAGCGUUUAACUGAAAUGAUUUCAAAGCGUUUAACUGAAAUGAUUUCAAAGCGUUUAACUGAAAUGAUUUCAAAGCGUUUAACUGAAAUGAUUUCAAAGCGUUUAACUGAAAUGAUUUCAAAGCGUUUAACUGAAAUGAUAUCAAAGCGUUUAACUGAAAUGAUUUCAAAGCGUUUAACUGAAAUGAUUUCAAAGCGUUUAACUGAAAUGAUUUCAAAGCGUUUAACUGAAAUGAUUUCAAAGCGUUUAACUGAAAUGAUUUCAAAGCGUUUAACUGAAAUGAUUUAACAGCGUUAACUGAAAUGAUUUCAAAGCGUUUAACUGAAAUGAUUUAACAGCGUUGACUGAAAUGAUUUCAAAGCAUUGACUGAAAUUGUCAGUGGCACUAAUUCAGGGGCCAGUUACCUUUUUUGUGUGGUGGUCAUUUUUUUUCACAUUUAAACUUGGAUGCUAUGAUACAACAAACGUGGAUGCCAUGACCCUAAAAACUUGGACUCCAUGACACUACAAACUUGGAUGCCAUGACACUACAAACUUGGAUGCUAUGAAACAACCAACUUGGAUGAUAUGAAACAACAAACUUGGAUGCUAUGACACAACAAACUUGGAUGCUAUGAUGCAACAGACUUUGGAUGCCAUUCACUUCCGGAAAUGGCUGCAAGCACUGUAACUCCAAGAUUAGACUCUCAAGCCAGUCACAGAAGUUUAGACAGAGAGCUGUGAUCUCACAAAGCUGGACUACAAAUUUAAGAAAAAAAUACCACACACCAUUCUCUUGAUCUCACUAAGAUGGACUACAAAUUUCAGACAUCAAAUAUCACACACAAAACUCUUGAUCUCACAAAGCUGGACUACAAAUUUCAGACAUCAAAUACCACCCACCAUUCUCUUGAUCUCACUAAGAUGGACUACAAAUUUCAGACAUCAAAUACCACACACCAUUCUCUUGAUCAGGAGUUGGAUCUGUUCUGUGAAACUUUCACUUUAUUUAUUUUGUUUAUUCAGAAAAAUCUUAAAAAUCGUUUCCAGUCUUCCCAGUCAACUUUGUUUCUGAUUUAAAUAUCUGUUUAACUUGCUUUUUACCAUCCUUUCCUGAUACACACAUUUAAUACUGGGAUAAUAUUUAUGUCAGCAUCAGGUACUCUUCUCAACAUUUAUAUGUAUUUCACAACACCACUAGAGGCUCAUUGAGGUAGCCCAAGGUGCAGGGCAGGCCUAUUGAAAUCCACUGCGGAGAACAAUGAUUAUGGUUGCCAUUGCAAUUUAAAUGUGUGCAUAAAGAUAAAUCAUAUAAAAACCUGGUACAAAUAGGUGUAUCGAUAUGGGAAUACAAAUCUGAAAUCAUUAAACCCUGGUAUGAAGUAUUGGAAAACUCAUCAAUUGGCACAUAUAAUAUGGACAAAUGAAUUAAGUAAAUAUACAGAUCUCAAAUAUUUCCUUGUUUGUUAUCCCAAAUAAUGAUUUGGGAUUUCUCUAUUUGUGUUGUCAAAUAAUUCAUUUCCUAGUUUGUUAUAUUAUGCCAUUAUACAAUUCUUUACUAAAGAUACUAAAUAAUUUAUUUAAUUUCUUUAUGUGUGAUACUAAAUGAAAAUGAUUCAUUUCCUUGUUUCUGAUAUUACAUGAUUCAUUUUUUGUGUGUUUAUGAUGCAAAAUAUGUCAUUUCCUUUUGUUUUUAUUAUCAGAUUCAGCUAUUUUUGCUCUCAACUUAUUAACCACUGGAAGCCUGAUGGGUCAAGAAACCUAUCAGCAGGUCAAAAUGAUUCAUUUCAAAGUAACAGUAGUAAUCCUGAGUUAGGACAUCACUUAACAGACUUUGAGGUUGCUACUAGUUUGAAUUACCAACCACAAUCAGACCAAAUUUCUGUGAGGACUAAAGUGAAGAGCGAUACAGAUGCUGCUAUUGUUAUUCAAAGGGCUUGGAGAAGGCACAUUGUACGUUUGUAAGGCACAUUGUACGUUUGUAAGGCUCAAUGUAUGUUUGUCCAGUUUAUUCAAAUAAACUUGGGAACCUUUCAUCAUUCAUGUCAUUGCACUAAAUUUGUAAAUUGCUUAUAUUACUCAAGCAUGGAUUGCUUAUUCAGAAAUUCAAGGAAUAUAACAAUGAUUAAUUAGAUAAUUUAUCCAUAUAUCUUACACUCAGUACCAGUAAAUGGCCAUAUAUCUUACACUCAGUACCAGUAUAUGGCCAGUGCCGUCUUAAGGCACGGGAUCACUGGGCAGUUGCCCAAGGCCGUGCACAUCAAGGGGCAUCAAGUUGCCCAUAUUAUUAAUCAUUAUUGAAAGAUCUUAAGGCUUUUAAAUAAGCUGUCAAAGUGGAGUGGGAAGCAGGUUGCCAAGUUUUUGUGUACAAUUUUUUUCGAUUUUGAAACCAAUUCCAUUUUUAUGGGAGGCCCAUUUGUUUGAGAAAAAUUCAGCCAAUUAAAAAAAAAAUCCAGUGAUUUUCUGGGAAUGGUGAAAUGUGUUGGUUUAAUGGGCCCUACAUAAAACAGCUUUAGUAUAGGGGACAUACGCUCAUUCAAUAGUAAUUUAUUUGAAGAAUCGUGACUUUUGGACGCCCCCUGCCAAUUUUAGGUUUUGGGACCGCUGCAUUCAAACUUAAGAGCUUAAAUUUAUUUCCACAUCACAAUUUCUACCCUUUAAAUAUCCGAGGCCCCUCUGUAGCUGUAAGGGUUGCAGGGAUUAUGCAACUUCUUUGGUUAAACUCUCUGUAGUUGUAGGGUUUGCAGCGAUAACGCAACCGCUUGUGUUAUAGUACCUUCUGCAGCUGUAGGGUUUGCAAGGAUUAUGCAACUGUUUUGGUUAUAGUAGUCUCUGUAGAUGUAGGGGUGCAGGGAUUAUUCAACUUCUUUUUUUAAUAUACUCUUUGUAGCUGUAGGGUUUGCAGCGAUAAUGCAACCGCUUGUGUUAUUGUACAAUGAAAUUCCAAAUAAAACUUUCAAUUUACUUAAUCUUUUGGGAAAUUAUAGCCUACUGCUUCAUCUUCUCUCAGAUGAUUCUUAUUUUAAUAAAUAUAAUCUAUAAAAAAUAUUCAGUUUUAAAUAGCCAUAAAAAUCCAUAGACCUUUUCUAAAAAACCAAUACUUUCUGUCUUUUUUGUUUCUGUAACCCUUGCAAAUAUUUAGUUUUAAAAAAGUGGUAGAAAUUAUAAUCUAUUUCUUGUGUGUUCAACAUGAUGUGAGCUAUUCAUGGAACAGAUUUUUUUAAAGGAACUACUUUAAAAACAAAAUCAUUUAUUAAAGAAGUAGUGUAAUAAAAAUAUUUUGAAGAAAGAACUAUUAAGUAACAUUACUACUUAGAAGCAAUAACAAAUAAGCGAUUUGUAUCAACUAAACAAGUUAAAGGGACAACUAAAUUUCCUCUAGCAUCUCUUCUGUAGAUCACCGAUUAAAUAAUGGGGACAAAAUGCACCCAUGCAUUUUGAAUUUUGCAAAAAAUUUUCUGGAAGAUUGGGCAUUGAUUUUCUUAACCUUAAAAAAUGUCCAUUAGUUUGCUAUAUGUAAUUGGACUGUUACUAUAUAUAGUUGCACUGUUGCUAUAUGUAGUAGGACUGUUGCUAUAUGUAGUUUGACUGUUACUGUAUGUAGUUGGACUGUGACUAUAAGUAGUAGGACUGUUACUGUAUAUAGUUGGACUGUUACUUAUAGGUGCAUUGGACCCCUUCCCGAAUGUCUGAAAAGCAACACCCAACACACUAUGGGCCUGAUGAAAUUGUCUAAAAGAAACUUUGUUAAUAACGCCUGGGCCCCAAAUGCUUUAAUUAACAUUAAUUGAAUAUUUUGGAGAGGAAUGAGGGGGGGGGGGGCCUCAGUGCAGUACUUUGCCCCGGACACCCAAAGCUUUUAAGAUGGCCCUAUAUAUGGCCAUGUAGCAUAUGUCCUGUACCAGUAUCUGGGCAUGUAUCUCACUUAAUCCUAUGUAUGUAUAUAGCCAUAUAUAUUACAUCCUGUAACAGUUUCUGGCAAUAUAUCGUACAUCAUGUACCAGUGUAUGGCCAAAUAUCUUAUAUCCUGUACCAGUAUAUGGCCAUAUAUCUUACAUCAUGUACCAGUAUAUGGCCAUAUAUCUUACAUCAUGUACCAGUAUCUGCCUAUGUAACUUACAUCCUGUAUGGUAUAUGACAGUUUAUAUUAAUACCUUCUCUACGGUAUAUGGUAAAGUAUCUUAGUUCAUUCUGUGCUGGAUGAUCAACUUUAUAUAUAAUCAGGGUUUAACAAAGUUUAACAGAGUUUAUUAGGGUUUAAUAGGGUUUAACAAGGUAAAUAGGGUUUAACAGAGUUUAACAGAGUUUAACAGGGUUUAACAGGGUUUAACACGGUUUAAUAGGGUUUAACAGAGUUUAAUAGGGUUUAACAGACUUUAACAGACUUUAAUAGGGUUUCAUAGGGUUUAACAGAGUUUAACAGGGCUGCAAAUCUUUGAAUUAAUUUUCAUUAUCUCAUUUUUCAUUUCUUUCAUUAAAAAUGCCAGGAUCUGAUCAAAUGCUGUAUUCUCAUUCCCAUGUUUAUUUUGCUAUGCUUUAUCCUCAUUCCCAUGUUUAUUUUGUUAAGCUGUAUCCCAUGGGUGGGCAAACUUUUUGUGCAUAGGGCAUAUUUACAAAUGGAAAGCUAUUGGGGGGCUGCAUAUAUAUUAUGACCACUUUGGUUACAGCAACCUGUGACAAUGAGGAAUUUUGAAUUAUUUAUAGGUUAUUUUUAAAAGUAUAAAUAACCAAUUAUUGCUAUUUUAUUUUUCUUAUACACUUAUACAUUUUAUUUUACAAUGUAGACAAACUUUUACUAAUUUGUUUACAAGAUUUUACACAUUUUUUAUUAUAAUAAAAAAUAUAUUAUCUGUCAAUGGCUUUAUUUUAGGCACAAACCGACUACAUACCGGUAGUCUAAACAAUCAUAACGGGACAUGAAAUUCUGUAAAAUCAACAAAAUAACUUAAAAACGAAGCAGCAUUUCUUAUUUCUAAUAAUAUCAGUUGUUGGGAUGCAUGUGCCCCGCGGGCCGUAGUUUGCCCACCUCUGCUGUAUCCUCAUUCCUCUGUUUAUUUCGAUAGGUGUUCUCAUAUUUGAUCUCUAUUGCUCUUGCUUGGAAAAAGGUGGGAUAUGUAAUUGUUAAGAAAAAUGUGUUUGAAGUGGAAGUAAAAAUAUUUCACACAUGAAUUAACAAAGGUUGAUCUGUUGGGUUGAUAUAAAUUAACAAAGGUUGAUCUGUUGGGUCUAUCUUUAUAGUUUUAAAACAUUGUGUCUUAGGACAUGCAAGUUUACGAGUACUACAAAGAUCUCAUUAACUUCAAAUCUCGUGGAAAUCCUAGUGCCAUGCUGAGAUGUAUCAACCCUAAUGAGGCCAAGCUUUUGGAUGCUGCUGCAGGGAUCAAUAUUAGGUUUAGGCUGGCUGGGGUAAGAACAUUAUCUUAUUACAUUUAGGGUAAUAAGGGGAGAGACUGCAGUCAUGUUAGCACAAUGUAGAAUGAAUAAAACAGAGUAGGGUUAAACCUGAAAAAAGAAUUUAGGCUGGCUGGGGUAAGGGCAUUUUCAUAAUACAUUCAGGCUAGUGUGGGGGGGUGGGGGGGUGGGGGUUAAGUAUGGAAUAUUAAUUGAUUUUAAUUAACGUCUUAUCAAAAUAAAAAAAAUGUCUAAAAAUUUUGUUUGGAUUCCAAAGUUUUCAAUUUAGUAACGUGUUAACUUUUAUUUUAUUUUUUUUUAGAUCCAUUUAACUGUCCUUUAAAGUCUAUUUAAUCUAACUUACUUUAGUAUAAAGUUAAUUUUAUUUUAUUCAAACUUACAUAAGUAUUAAGUCAAUUUAGUUUUAAUCGAAUAAAGUUUAAUAUAAAUUAUUUUUAAUUUAACCUACUUUAUUAUAAAGUCUUUUUAUUCUAAAUUACUUCAGUAAAAAGUCAAUUUAAUUUUAAUAAAACUUACGUUAAUAUAGGUCUCUUUAAUCUGGCUUACUACGUUAGUAUAAAGUCAAUUUAAUUUUAAUAAACCUACUUUAGUAUAAAGCCUAUUUAAAGGAGAUUCAUGUCAUAUUUAUGCUUAAAAUUCAUGCUUUGCUCUUCAAAAAUUAAUUUCAUUUUUUUUUUUUUGCAGGAAAGCUUUCCACCAAAUAUUUACUACAAAAUCUUCACUAACCGUCCAAUCCAAGAUUUAUGUGCCAACAGUCCUAAAGACUAUACUAGCCCACAAUCUAAAAAACUUACAGCUAAAGAUGUCCAUAACAGGGUUCGAGUUCAGAAAAUCAAUCAGGAAGGUCAUUUAAUGUUUUUUAAAAGUUAAAAAAAAAUAUAAAGAAAGUUUAUUUUAAAAACUUUGUUGAUAAACCGUUAAAUAUUUGCAAUCAAUGUGUACUGCCAAGACUUUACACUGAUCAACUACUGUUAAAACUGUGAAAUUGUUUACUUUAUUGCAGAUAAAAAUGGUUGGUACAAAAGAAAAGAAAACAAUGGUUGGAGAUUGGUGUCUGACAGACUCAUACAUCACAUCAUGAAUGACCCAGUCACCUGGGACACUUCAAAGAAAGAAUACCAUUUUGAUCACAACAAAGUGAGUGUAGGUUUAAGCCAGAAUCAAUCAUAAAUAACCUGUUAACCAACACUUAGCUUUUUUUUACCUCUUCAAAUCUAUUGAUGCAGACAUUAUUAUCAUCUCCACUGGCAAUAGACGGGACAUAUUGUAUACCGAAUGAUUAAUAAGCACAGUUACAUAGAAAUAGAUAAAAACAUUUUAAUUUUUCUGAUUCUCUUAACAAUAAUCACUAGAUAAAACUUAGUAAAACUACUUUUUCUCCCCAUGUCAGUUCAAGAGGAAGCAAGACAUUGAAAGAAGGAAAAAGGAGAAAAAAAUUGAAUGGAUGCAGAAACUGUAAGUUGCUGAAUACAUUUUUAAAGUUUAAAAAUUGUCCCAAACACAUGACGUAAAAAAAAAAUGACUGGCCACUUGCAAUCUACACAAAUGUAUAAUAUUAGAUUAAUUACUAAUUUGGCAAGAAAAAAAAGACAGAGUGCUAAAACAAAUUUGCAGAGGACUCUGUACACAUGCACCAGAAUUGGAAACGAAAGUGACUGGAACUGUGAAACAAAUUUUUUUUGGACAAGAUCUUUUCUCAGAAACACUUCACAUAUUGUUCAGAUAAGAUAAGCUUAAAUAAGAUAAAAUAACUUUAUAUAAGAUUAGAUUAGAAAAGAUACAAUUUUUUUAUAGAUCCAAAUAAGUGGCAAUGUGUUUUAAUUACAUAAGUAAAUAUUCAUGUUUUGCAUGUGGAUAAACAUUCCAAUUAAGACGAGAAUUUGAAAACUAGACCAAUUUAAAUGUAUGACAUCAAGUAUUUAUGAAAAACAAAAAUCAGCCAUCAUAUUUCAUAAAAUUCAAUCCCUUCAUGAUAAUAUUAACUAUUAGGUUGAUUAUUUGAUUUUAUAACAGCAUGGAAGAAUACUGCGAAAUUCUGACAAAUUGUGAAACAAAUUAAUUUUUAUAUCAAUCCAUCCUUGCUUUGAGGGAAAUAAUUCACCCUGAUUAAGGUGAUCUUAGAUAACUGCAAUGAAGUGGGUUGAUUGAACUGAUCAUAUGUUACUGCAAUGAAGUUUUUUGAUUAAUGUAAUCUUAAAUACUGCAAUGAAAUGGGUUUAUCGAUGUGAUCUUACGUUACUGCAAUGAAGUAGGUUGAUUGAUGUUAUCUUAUGUUACUGCAAUGAAUUGGGUUGAUGGAUGUUAUCUUAUGUUACUGUAAUGAAGUUGGUUGAUGGAUGUGAUCUUAAGUUACUGCAUGAAGUAGGUUGAUGGAUGUGAUCUUAAGUUACUGCAAUCAAAUUGGGUUGAUGCAUGUUAUCUUAUGUUACUGUAAUGAAGUUGGUUGAUGGAUGUGAUCUUAAGUUACUGCAUGAAGUAGGUUGAUGGAUGUGAUCUUAAGUUACUGCAAUUAACUCGGUUCAUGGAUGUGAUCUUAAGUUACUGCAAUGAAGUUGGUUGACGGAUGUUUUCUUAUGUUACUGCGAAGACGUGGAUUGAUGGACGUGAUCUGCAUUUUUAUUUAAAUAAUUCUUAAAGUGAAAAUAGUUUUGUUUGUGUGACACUACUAGCUUUCUUGGUACUAAAAAGUCUAUUUAAUUGGUUUUUGAUGACAAACAUUGAAUCCCCCCAAAAGCAGGUAAUACUGUAGUUUUAUAGACUUCCAAUUGUUGCACUGAAUAUGUUAAGAAUGCUUUAUUAAUGUCGAAAUUGUAUAAUUUAUUAAGAAGGAAAGUUUCUGGUUGGCUUUUUUAUAUACAUUUGGCCAUGGUCAUAACACAUUAGUUUAUUAUUAUUGGUGAAUCCUUCAUACUUAUACGAACUUACAGCAAUGAAUUGAUGCUUCAGUCUUAAAAUGAUUAAAAUAACACUUUUACAUCUGAUGCUAGUUUUAUAAAAUUUUACAUCUGAUGCUAGUUUCAUAUACUUUAACAUCUGAGGCUAGUUUCGUACAUUUUAACAUCUGAUGCUAGUUUCAUAAACUUAAACACAGGGGUCUCAAACUCAAAUUAUCCGGGGAUGCAAGAAGUCUGAGUCUGAGUGAGACUGGGCUGCAUCAAGUAUUCCACAAAAAAGCGAUUACAAAUUCAAUUAAGUACACAUGUUACAAUCUUCUCAAUAUUUAUUAAUAGCAUAUAAAAACAUUAAGGGUUCUCAAGAACUAGGCUUCACUUGCUUCCUCCUACUCCUAGAUCUAGGAGCAGGAGCACUUCUUCUUACAGAGCUGAGCAACAUUUAACAUAACCGAGUUUGACACCCCUGCUUUAACAUCUGAUGUUAGAUUCAUACACUUUAACAUUUGAUGCUGAUUUCAUCCACCAUUCCCAAUGACACUUAUAAGGAAAUUUCAUCUAAAUUCUAAAUGAUGAAUCCUAAACUUGUGGACAAGGCUAUUUUUAACCAAGUGCUAAUAGUGGUGCUAAUAGUUGUGCUAAUAGUGGUGCUAAUAGUGGUGCCUGGUUGUCUUGUACCAUCCCACAAUUUUACCCUUACAAGUUAUGCUAAUCAAAUAACCAUUUUGCACCCAACCCUAACCAUGACCCUAACCUCAACCCUAACCCUAAUCCAACGCUAACCCUAACCCCUUAUGAACAUUGAUCUAGUUUAAAAAUGUUUGUCUUUUAGGAAUAUUUAUCUAUGUGCUGGAAAUUAAUAUGUACAAUGUAAUCAAAUAAAAUUUUAUUUAUUAUUAUAUGGGAGUAGCAUUGAGAUUUGAAAAAACGUUGAUUGAAAGGUGAUUUCAUUAAAAGUAAAUAGUUUUUUUUUGUAUUUCUUGUGCUUUCAUAAUGAAAGGAUAAAAUAUUGGGGUCUGCGUCAAUCUGUGUGAAGUAAAUAGUGAAAAAGAUAUGUUCAGGUUUAAAUGAAAAAAAACAGAACACUUAAAAGUAUGUUUUGGAUAAAUGCUUACUUCAGCAGAAAAUGCAAAUCAAGAAAUAACAAAUUAUAUGAAAUUAAAAAUUUAAGAGUUCCCAGAUCAAUGUGUCAUUUUCGUUGAAAGUGCAAAUAAAUAUUCAAUACUGUUUGAGCCAUGACAUUGCUCAGCUAUUGUUAAAGGCUUAUGAUUACGGUUCUUUUCUUGUAUUAAAAUGCUACAUAAAGGGUAUGCCAAGGGCUUAACAGUUAUUUUUUUUUAUAAAUAAAAUGCAAACGAGAUAUGCUAAAGCUUUUCUGAUUCUUGUUCAAUUAAAGCUAUAAACAGGAUAUGCUAAAGGCUAAAGCACUUCUGAUUCUUGUUCAAUUAAAGCUAUAAACAGGGUAUGCUAAAGGCUAAAGCACUUCUGAUUCUUGUUCAAUUAAAGCUAUAAACAGGGUAUGCUAAAGGCUAAAGCACUUCUGAUUCUUGUUCAAUUAAAGCUAUAAACAGGGUAUGCUAAAGGCUAAAGCACUUCUGAUUCUUGUUCAAUUAAAGCUAUAAACAGGGUAUGCUAAAGGCUAAAGCACUUCUGAUUCUUGUUCAAUUAAAGCUAUAAACAGGGUAUGCUAAAGGCUAAAGCAGAUGAUGAUGAAACAACACAGCUGAUUGAAGGGGCAACAGCUGGAAUGAUUGCUACAGUUGAAGCCCAGGGAGUUGAUGCCCUUGAGGACUGGGAGGUGGAUGAACUUCUUGACUGGACAACUGGGCUCAACUUUGAUGAGUUAGUUUGAGAUAUUUACUCUAUGACAACUAAAUCAAAUUAUUUUUUAAUUAUAUUUUUUCCAUUAAACAUUAUUUGUUGAAAUAUUAAAAGAGAAGUCAUACACCAGCUAGUCUUGUAUGAAUAAAUAAUUUACUUAAGUCAGACACGAACUAGCCAUAUAUGAAUAAAAGGCUUAAGUCAGACACCAGCUAGCCAAUUAGCCAUAUAUGAAUAAUAUAAUUAAGCCAGACACCAAGUAGCCUAGAAGCCAUAUAUGAAUAAUAUCCCUAAGUCAGACACCAGCUAGCCUUAUAUGAAUAAAAUGUUUGAGUCAGACACAAAAUAGCCUUAACUGAAUAAGAUACUUAAUGUCCCACGUUCCCUCUUUCUCAACUGUUUGGUUUAGAUGUUAAAUUUUUCAUGUCUGGCUCUUUUGCCAACUUUUCCCAGUUGUUAAAACAAUUCAUAACACUUUAUAGUCAGUUCAAAGAAAAUCUUAUUGUGAAUGUUUUAAUUUCAAUCAUUUUCAGGUACAGAAACACAUGGAUGGAUUUAGCAACAAGUGCGGCAUCCCAGAAAUUUAUAGGUGAAUGUUCUCUUUAGUGCACUAGUUGAAACCAAUUAAAAUGAAGUGUUCAGUGCUUAAAAUACAAUAAAGCAUAAUUUCAGGAUUUUUUUCAAAAUAAAUUGGAAAAUUUCCAGAAGAUGUUCAUAUGAAAUUCUAUUUUAAUGAAUGGGGUUGGGGGGGGGGGGUGGCAGGAGAAGAGACAAGGUAGAAAUAAGGGGAGGUGCAGGGUUCAAAUAGGGGUGGGGCAGGGUUCUAUAAGGUGGACAGGAUUCAAUAAAGGGGCCAUGAGGAGGGGCAGGGUGCCAAUAGGGAUGAGUCUCAGUGGGGCUGGGCAGGAAAAGGGCCUGGGGUCCUGUGAAGACAGAAUACAAACAAAAGAGAUAAAUGAUAAUCCUAUACAGGUGUAACUAUAAAUAAUAUAUUACAAAAGAUAUCUCAAAGUCAAUUACUAGUAAUGUCUUAUAGUCUAUUUUAAGGUAUAUGAUCAUCUUUUACAAGAGAUAAUAGAUAAUCUAUUACAAAGGAAAUCUUAUAGUCAAUUCCAAGGGAUAUUAUAGUAUAAUGGUUAUCUAAUAUUUGAUGGUCUGUAAACUAAAACACCAAGUAUUUGAUUAUUGAUGGUCUUUUCACUGUUUCACCAAGUAUUUGUUAUUUGAAGAUCUGUUGACUGAUACCCUUAGAUCUGUUGACUGUUACCCUUAUAUCUGAACAUAUUGCUAUACAGUAUUCACUAAGGUGAUUUAUAAUUUUAAAGUCUUGCAUAAAUUUGACAUUUCUUACAGAAGACAAAUUCAGAAUCUCAACAACCCGCUCUGAUCCAUUUGAGUUGAGUUUAUCGACAGGCCCAUCCCGCUUCACAUCAACUCGACAGUCUCGUGUCACUACUGGUUCUAUUAUUAGUGAAGGUUCUAGGGGGAAGUCAAUGGUAAAAAUUUAAAAGCUUUCAGAACAACUAAAUUUUUAACUAAAAUUCCAACUUGGCCAUUUUAAUAAUAUCAGAUAGUAAUUUUGCGUUUUAUGUCAGUAUUUUAGGCUCCAAGAAUUUUCAAGAAAAAUUAAAAUUGUAACAGUAAAACUCUGUAAUUUAAUGCUAUUGAAUGAAUGAUUCUAUAAAUUAAAAUUGUAACAGUAAAACUCUGUAAUUUAAUGCUAUUGAAUGAAUGAAUAUAUACAUUAAAAUUGUUACAGUAAAACUCUGUAAUUUAAUGUUGUUGAAUUAAUGAUUCUAUAAAUUAAAAUUGUUACAGUAAAACUCUGUAAUGUAAUGUUUUUAAAUGAAUGAUUCUAUAAAUUAAUUUUUAACUCUAUAUCUCACACAUGUCAAAUAGGACAAAGUACUAAUAACUAAGUGAGUUAAUAAAUGUAUUUUUGUAACCUAUUUCCUCUCGCCUUCUAAACAAAAAUUCAUUUAAUGAGUAUUACUACUAUUACUGCCAUUGACAUCAUAAGAAACAGAAAUUUGAUCUGUUCUGUUUUUGAUGACAUCCCAAGCUCCCAUGACUGCUUUUAAGAAGCUUAUGGGCUUCUGAACAUUGGUAACAAAGUUUAAAGAAUAAUGACUUGCUUGAUGGGCUUUUGAAAAUUGGUAAGUAAGUUAAAGCAUGAUGGCUUGCUUAAUGGGCUUUUGAACAUUGGUAAGGAAGUUAAAGCAUGAUGGCUUGCUUGAAAUUAUGACAUGGGCUUUAAAAUAUUUUUUUUUAAAUUCAGGGCUUGUGAAGAGAGUUAAUAUGCCAGUGAUACAAAACUGCAAAAUGUUUCAAAUGUUCAUGAAUUAUUUUAAGUCUCACAAAAAGCUGGAAACUGUUUCUUAUUGUAAAUUUUAAUAUUUUUUGUGUUUAAUCAAAUUUAAUUUUCUAAAAAAAAUAAUCCAUAUUUGAAAUAUAGUGAACUAUAAUGUGGCAGAUCCCAACACCCC